This is a messenger RNA of Oryctolagus cuniculus (rabbit), 6335 nucleotides long. The record is from RefSeq and is a predicted model, not a curated record. Lineage: Eukaryota; Metazoa; Chordata; Mammalia; Lagomorpha; Leporidae.
CAGGAUGAGUGGCAGGGAGGCGGGACGUCAUCAGAGAGGGUCCUCACCCCGGGGGGGAGGUCCCGGGAAGAUGACGCAGCUUCCGCUCUGAGCCCCAGCCCGGCCUCCAUCCGCGCGCGGAGCGCAACCCCCAGCGGCCGCUCCUGCAGGGGCCGUUCUGAAUGGCCGAGUCUCCGCCACCUCGCGUGCUCACUGGCUGUGUGCAGGCUCCUGGCAGCUCCGCGCCAACGGCUCUUUUCUCCGCGGCAGCCAUUCUCUCUUCCCAGCCCCGACCCGGGAGCGGCCCGGGAGCCUCAGUCCUUGCUGCUCUGUGGACUUCCCUCUCUGCACGACCGACUCCUCAGGAGGACGCCCGCAGGCCUCAGAAACGGAGAAUGAGGCCCAGGAUGGCUCAGAGAUCACGUGGCCAAAGACAGGGCGUGCUGGAGACUGAUGCAGAGUGGGUUCUACACAGACCCCCUGGAGAUUACCACAUUAAUCCUAUGAAUGGACUAAUAUGGACGAUUCCUUGCAAAAUUUCACUUCUUAAUUUAAUUGGCAUUAAAUAUCCCCUUGAGUUUCAGAGGGGGAUAGACCAUGUAAUAAAGCACGACAGAGAUUCAAAGACAGAGAGUGAGAAAACUCUUCCAUCUGCUGUUUCACUCUUAAAAUGCCUUCAACAGCGGUGGCUAGGCCAGGCUAAAGACAGAAGCCAAGAAGUCAAUCCAGGUCUCCUAUGUGUGGCAGAUAUCCAAGUACUUGAGCCAUCACCUGCUGCCAGGGAUAAUUCUACGGACUUCUUCAUGUUUCCAAAAGCAAAGAAAAUGAAUACACCUUCAGUGUUGGUGUCAUUUGAAGACCUGGCUGUGGACUUCACCCAGGAGGAGUGGCAGGACCUAGACAAUGCUCAGAAGACCCUAUAUAAGGAUGUGAUGCUGGAGACCUACAGCAGCCUGCUAUCCUUGGGGCAUUGCAUUAUCAAACCAGACUUGAUCUACAAAUUGGAGCAAGGAGCAGAGCCAUGGAUAGUGGAAAAACCCCUAAACCAGAGCCUCCCAGUUGUCCAGAAAAUGAGUGAUCUGAUUGAGUCCAACCAGGAAAGGCAAGACAUAAAUUUGGGACAAAUUGCAAACAGAAAAAGCACUUCAACUCAGAAGAGACUCAAAUUAAGAAAAACAGUUAAUUUAAGCUCAAGCCAUAUUCCAAAACUAAUUACAAAAAAGAGAAAUUGUUCAGGAAGGAAAACUGAAACAAGCAGUGCAUUUCAGAAUAUGCAUUUCACUAGUGGGCUGGAUGAGAUGCAAGUACAAGAGAAAUCUGAUGGCUGUAAUACACCCCGGACAGCCCUCUCACACUGGGAGCAACUUAGACAGCAUCACAAGAUUCAGACUGUGCAGAAGCCUUUUGAACAGAGUGGACAAUGGAAAGGCUUCAGUAGAAGGAGGCUAUUGUUUGCAUGUGAAAAGGCUUAUGGAGGAAAGAUCUGUAGUAAUUUAACUGCGAUUGUAGGAAAAGCCACUCAGAUAGAAAAUAAAGCUAUCCAUAAAAAUUCUAAUGUCACUGAACAACAGCAAUCACAUAUGGAAGAGAAACCAUAUGAAUCUUUUGAAGAAAUGCUCACUUACAAGUCAGAUCUUAAAAUAAGUCAGAGACCACAUACAGGGAGAAAGCCCUAUGAAUAUAAAUGCCACCAGGAAUCUUUCAAUUGUAAAUUAUGCCUUACCAUCCAUCACAGAACUCAAGUAUGGGAAAAAUCCUGUGAGUACAACAAAUGUGGAAAAGUCAGUUAUCAAAAGUCAGACUUAGUUAGCCAGAAGUUGGGCCUCAUUAAGCAUCAGAAAAUUCACACAAGGGAGAAAACCUAUGAAUGUGAUGAAUGCGGAAAAGCCUUUCACCUGAAGUCACACCUCAUUAGACAUCAGAGAAUACACACAGGGAGAAAACCUUAUGAGUGUGAUGAAUGCGGAAAAGCCUUUCGCCAGCAGCCACACCUCAUUACCCAUCAGAGAAUACACACAGGGGGGAAACCUUAUGAAUGUGAUGAAUGUGGAAAAGCCUUUCACCAGACAUCAAACCUCAUUACCCAUCAGAGAAUACACACAGGGUGGAAACCUUACAAAUGUGAUGAGUGUGGAAAAGCCUUUCGUCAGAAGUCAAGCCUCAUCACACAUCAGAGAAUACACACAGGUGGAAAACCUUACGAAUGUGAUGAGUGUGGAGAAGCAUUUCGUCAGAAGUCACAUCUCAUUACACAUCAGAGAAUGCACACAGGUGGAAAACGCUAUGAAUGUAAUGAUUGUGAAAAAACAUUUUCCCGGAAUUCAAGCCUCAUUAUACAUCAGAGGAUUCACACUGGGGAGAAACCUUAUGAAUGCAAUGAAUGUGAAAAAGCCUUUCACCGGAAGUCAGACCUGAUUACGCAUCAGAGGAUUCACACAGGGGAGAAGCCUUAUGAAUGUAAUAAAUGUGGAAAAACCUUUUGUCAUAAAUCAUACUUCAUUAAACAUCAGAGGAUUCAUAUAGGCGAUAAACCUUAUGAAUGCAAUAAAUGUGGAAAAGCCUUUCAUCAGAAGUCAGACCUCAUUAAACAUCAGCGGAUUCACACAGGGGAGAAACCUUAUGAAUGUGUUAAAUGUGGAAAAGCCUUUCACCGGAAGUCAGACCUUGUUACACAUCACAGGAUUCAUACAGGGGAGAAACCUUAUGAAUGUAAUACAUGUGGAAAGGCCUUUUGCCAUAAGUCAUACCUCAGUACACAUCAGAGGAUUCAUACAGGGGAAAAACCUUACAAAUGUAAUGAAUGUGGAAAAACAUUUUCCCAGAAGUCAAGCCUCAAUAGGCAUCAUAGAAUUCACACGGGGGAGAAGCCAUUCCCUUGUCCUGACUGCACGAAAGCUCAGCAACAGCACACAUAUAAGAAUCAACAGCGGAAAACUCAUACCAAAGUGGAAGCCUAUGAAUGCAGUGAAUGUGGAAAGUUCUUCGGCCAGAAGUCUGCCCUAAUAGUGCAUCAGCGUACUCAUUCCGAGAACAAAUCCUAUGAUUGUGAUAAGUGUGGGAAAUCUUUCUCUAAAAAUGAAGACCUCACAAAACAUCAGAAAAGUCACACCAGAGAUAAAACCUAUGAGUGCAAAGAAUGUAAGAAAAUUUUCUAUCACGUGUCUUCUCUCAGUAGACAUCUGAAAACCCAUGCAGGGGAGAAACCCUAUGAAUGUGAUAAGUGUGAAAAGUCCUUCUACCAGAAACCACACCUCAUGGAACAUCAGAAAACACACACAGGGGAGAAACCGUUUGAAUGUACUGAAUGUGGGAAGUUCUUUUAUGUGAAAGCAUACCUCAUGGUACAUCAGAAAACACAUACAGGGGAGAAACCCUAUGAGUGUAAGGAAUGUGGGAAAACCUUUUCCCAGAAGUCUCACCUCACAGUACAUCAGAGAUCACACACAGGGGAAAAACCCUAUAAGUGUAAGGAGUGUGGGAAAUUCUUCUCUAGGAAUUCACACCUCAAAAUCCAUCAGAGAAUUCACACAGGAGAGAAACUGUUUAAAUGUAAGGAAUGUGGAAAUUGCUUCUACCAGAAGUCAGCUCUAACGGUACAUCAGCGAACUCACACAGGAGAGAAACCCUUUGAGUGUAGUAAAUGUGGGAAAAGUUUCUUUUAUAAAUCAGACCUCACUAAACAUCAGCGAAAACACACAGGAGAGAAACCGUAUGAAUGUACAGAAUGUGGUAAAUCUUUCUCUGUGAAUUCAGUCCUCAGAUUACAUGAAAGGACUCACACAGGAGAAAAACCCUAUGAAUGCAAGGAAUGUGGGAAGUCUUUUUCUCAGAAGUCACACUUUAUCAUACACCAGAGACAACACACAGGGGAGAAACCCUAUAAGUGUAAGGAGUGUGGGAAACUCUUCUCUAGGAAUUCACACCUCAAAACCCAUGAGAAAUCUCACACAGGAGAGAAACUCUUUAAAUGUAAGGAAUGUGGGAACUGCUUCCACCAGAAGUCAGCCUUAACAGAACAUCAGCAAACUCACACAGGGGAGAAACCCUUUAAGUGUAAGAAGUGUGGGGAGACCUUUAUCCAGAAAUCACAGCUCACUGCACAUCAGAAGACACACACAAAGAAGGCAAAAGCUGGUAGUGUUGGUUGAAAAAUUCUGACUUCGUCUUCGAAAAUAAUCAGCUAAUUCACUUUAGAGAAACCUUAUAAAUACCAUCAAAGUGGAAACAAUUUAAGCCACAAUCUUUACUCACAGACUAUCAGAGAAUAAAAAGAGAAGUUCUAUACAUUCAUUAGGGAAAAUUUUUUACCCUCUGGUAGACUGUACUAAAGCAGCAGAGAACAUUUGAUGGCAGAAACCAUACAAUUAUAAAACAUGAGGGAAGUCUGUUAUUUUACAGUGGAAAAAUCACACAGGUAUGAAAUCCCGUAACUAAAAUGAAUCUCAAGAAAUUUUCUGCUAGAGAAGCCAGUGCUAGACAUCCAAAAGCGCACAAAUUAGGAACUCCUGAGUAUCCUGAGUACACAGAAAUCUUUUUAUACAAGUUGAACUCAUAUAUUAGAGAACUCAGAGGGGAAAACUACAAAGAUUAGAACAGGAAGAAAAAUCCUUUCUCAAGAACUCAUGUUUCAUCAAACAUCAGAUUUCUGAUACUUGGAUAAGACCUUUAUAGGUAUCCUAAAUGUGUGAGAUUUUUAAGGAAAUUGGAAGAAUUUGUACUGAGGGAAACAGUUACACUUCUGAGUUUUUCUUCUUUUGUAAAAAAGAAAUCUGUACAUGUAUGGGGCUGUAAAACAGUACAGGUAAAUUGAAUAACCAGGCAAAAUCAUUAAACACACAUGAAGUGUCCUUUAGGAGUUGUAGGACGUGUGUGUGAGUAUACACCAAAUCAUAAUGUGUAAAUCUUUGACAUGCAUGUGGAAGCCAUCCAUAGUUGUACAGAGAAAAUGUGUAACCUUAGUUCAAUACCUUUUGUAUGUAGCAACAUGUCAUUUAUUAAUUCUCAGUGACUUGUGUUGUUAUAUAAGUAUUGUAGUGGAAUUUUUAAAAAUUUUUAAAAAUGUGCUUUUUUGUAAAUGGAUCUAAACAUUGUUACUGAACUAACCUUUCAAAAUGCAGCUAAAGUGUUUUUGUAAAAUUUGCAACUGUCUCGUGAUCAGCCAGAUUUCACUGGGGACACAAAUUUACAGCAAAAGCCUGAGCUGCUUUUGAAGCAGUUGAAACUAGUAAUAUUUAUUGCACUUUCCAAAAUAAAAACCAAUAGUGCUAUGUGGUAAGCAUUAUCAUUGUUGAUGUUUUAGCUGUAUGUAAAGUUAUCUACAUUCAUAUUUUGUCAAAGAGUUCUAAAUGUUCUUCAGUACUUUUUAUUUCCCAGUAGAAGCAACGUGGUGUAAUGGUCAGGAGUGUAGACUCAGGCCUCCUUCUGUCUAGGCCCAGAGCUGUCUAGACCGAGCACUAGCCUGGGGCAUGCCUCUCAACCUCUCUGUGCCUCAGUUCCUUUCCUAUCAAAGAUAGUAAAAUCUUGGGAUUUCUUUGAGGUCUAAAUAUGUUCAUAUUUUAAAGUACUUAGAAAAAUAUCAGAUACAAAGAGCUAUAUAUUAGAUAUUAUCAACACAAUUUAUAUUUCAUGAAUUAUGCUGCAAAUACUUUAAAAGGGGACAGUUACCCAGCACUCGUCCCCCACCUUAUUGCUGCUAGUGCCUUGAUUUGGUUCAAUUGUGUAUUUUCCCCCCAAAUGAUUCAGAGAUCCUGUUUGUGUUCAUCUAGGUGUUGGCAGUUUACAGCCUGACAAUCAGAUCUUGUCCACUGCCCAUUUUGUAGCUUGCAAGCUAAGAAUGAUUCUACAUUUCUAAAUAGUUGAAAACAUUAAAGAAUAUUUUGUGACACAAGAAAAUUAUAUAAGAUUUCCAGUGUCCAUAGUUUUGAAAACACUAAUACAAACAAAAAGCAUUUGUUCACUUUUGCUGUUACAUGUGUUUUGCUUAUGGCUGCCUUCCCACUGUACCAGCAGAGUUGAAAAGUUGUGACAGACACCAUAUGGCCCACAAAACCUAAGACGUUUCUUAUAUGGCACUUCAAAAUAAGUUUUUCUGUUGCCCAUUGUUGAAAACAUUGCAACCAAUGUAAAGGUAUACUUUCAUGAAUGUUUUGUAUUUCAGUAGUGAUGCAUACUGCAAUUUGUGGAUGGGUGGUUUUUGUGCAGUGUUUAUUUUGUGUAUUAUAUUUAUAUGUUAAAAACCCUAAGCUUUGAAGUAUUUUUCCAAAGAAAUGUGUUUUUUACUUGCUAAAUUGUCAUCAUAUCAAAACAGGAGAUUUCCUGAAGUGUAGCAAAUAUAUGAAAUAAACAGUCUAAAUUGA